Acytostelium subglobosum LB1 is the source of this 606-nucleotide messenger RNA. RefSeq lists its product as hypothetical. The record is from RefSeq and is a predicted model, not a curated record. The transcript has 2 exons. The coding region runs from base 1 to 606 and encodes 201 amino acids. Gene Ontology annotation, molecular function: acyltransferase activity, transferring groups other than amino-acyl groups. NCBI's taxonomy places the organism in Eukaryota, Evosea, Eumycetozoa, Acytosteliales, Acytosteliaceae.
AUGGAUUCAUUAUCAGUCUUGAACAACGUUGUUUACACAAAGAAGAAUCUUAAGCUUUAUGCUAGACGUGCUGAAGUCAGAGAUGUUGAUCGUUUGACACAAAUAAUCAAUUGGGCUUAUAGAGGCAAGGAUGGCGCAAACCCAUGGACAACAGAGUCUCACUUGGUGGAAGGCAGAAGGAUAACUGAACCAUUGUUGGAGAAGGAAUUGUCAUCUGAUCAGAAUGUAAAGUGCAUAUUCUUGGUGGAGACCAUGCCAGAGGAGGAGGGCCAGCAGAGGGAGAUUGUUGGAACGAUCAAGAUCGAGAGAGACAAUGCAACAGAGACAUCGGCAAUGAUUGGAAUGUUUGGUGUCGACCCAUCGAUGCAGAGCAAUGGCGUGGGUGGCGUGCUGUUCAAGUUGGCCGAGGAGUAUGUCAAGACGAUGUGGCAUGCAGAUCGCGCUGUCCUGCACGUCAUCUCAACACGUGAUGAACUGCUGGCGUGGUACAAUGCCAUGGGCUACAAAGCAACCGGUCUGCUCAUUCCAUUCAACAACACUGUCAAGAAUGAUCGACCCAAACUUGAUAACCUCUGCUUCAGCGAGUUGGUCAAGCCACUACUGUAA